This is a messenger RNA of Ilex paraguariensis (yerba mate), 2932 nucleotides long. Lineage: Eukaryota; Viridiplantae; Streptophyta; Magnoliopsida; Aquifoliales; Aquifoliaceae. The record is from the annotation of a GenBank genome assembly.
AUACUAGACAUUAGGGGGGAUUUUGUGUAAAUUUCCCAAAUUAAAACCCCAUUGAUAUAGGCUAGGGUUUACAAGCCCCAAUGCUGGGACCGUCUCUUAAGCAGUAAAACCCUUCCACAAUCUCUCCGUACGGUUAAUCUACAAUGGAAGACGAGCCCUUUUUGUAUGAUGCCCUAAGCCCCCUCUCCACCGCUGACCAGCCAGCGCCGCCGCCGCCGUCCUCCGACGACUCCGAACCCUACGUCGUGUUGCGUAAUCAAAUUUCUCUAUCUUCUAUUCGAUACCCCUCACUGGAAGUCGCCGCACCCGAUUACUUCUCUCUCGACGUCGACGCCGUCGCCGAGGAACCGAACGAGCCUUUGAUUUAUACUCCGUCUCCGACACCGAUUCGGGAAACGGAGCGGAGGCUUGAGGGGAAUUGGUUUCGGGCCAAUUGUCGGUUCAAGAGCCCCAUGCUUCAGCUACACAAAGAGAUACUGGAUUUCUGUGAUUUCCUCUCUCCAACUCCAGAGGAGCAAGCUAUCCGUCUUGCAGCUGUAGAGAGUGUCUUUGGUGUAAUUAGAUAUAUCUGGCCUAACUGUAAGCCAGAAGUUUUUGGGUCGUUCAAAACAGGCCUUUAUCUUCCAUCUAGUGAUAUUGAUGUUGUAAUUUUGGGGUCAGACAUCAAAAGUCCUCAAAUUGGCUUACAUGCUCUUUCUAGAGCCCUAUCCCAAAGGGGCAUUGCAAAGAAGAUACAGGUGAUUGCAAAGGCUCGUGUGCCAAUUAUCAAAUUUGUGGAGAAGAGAAGUGGUGUUGCAUUCGAUAUAAGUUUCGAUGUGCAAAAUGGACCAAAAGCUGCUGAGUUUAUAGAGGAUGCUGUAUGUAAGUGGCCUCCAUUGCGGCCCCUGUGUCUGAUAUUGAAAGUUUUUCUUCAACAAAGAGAGUUGAAUGAGGUAUAUUCUGGUGGAAUUGGUUCCUAUGCGCUCCUUACGAUGCUCAUAGCAACGAUGCAGAGUCUCAGUGAUUGCCAAGCUUCUCCUGAACGUAACCUGGGAGUGCUUUUGGUCAACUUUUUUGACAUUUAUGGACGCAAACUGAAUACAUGCGACGUUGGUGUAUCUUGCAGUGUGGGAGGCACAUUCUUCCUGAAGAGUUGUAAAGGGUUUUCAAUUAAAGCACGACCAUUUCUUAUCUCCAUUGAGGACCCACAGGCACCAGAGAAUGACAUAGGGAAGAACUCCUUCAACUAUUUCCAGGUUAGAUCUGCUUUUGCUAUGGCUUUCUCAACGCUGACAAAUGCGAAGACCAUUUUGGGCCUGGGCCCAAACAGGAGCAUUCUUGGUACCAUAAUAAGACCAGAUAAAGUACUGUUGGAACGAAAAGGGGGGCCUAAUGGCGAGGUGACAUUUAAUAACUUGCUUCCAGGGGCCGGAGAACCAUUGCAGCAACAGUGUAGUAAUCAGCAGGGAAUCUAUUGUAAUUGGCAGAUAGAUGAUGAAGAACCACCGCUGCCCCGAGGAAAUGCUAUUGUGGAUGCUAGUAGUGCUCAGUCCUCUGGAAAGAAGAGGAAGUCGUCAAAAGAAAAGAAGGUUGUUAAAAAGGUGAAGGAAAAUGGGGAUUUGGGAAUGGUCAGACAUCAAGAAAAUGGCUUUAGGAAGGAGAAGAGUGUGAAGAAGCAGCGUUGGAGACGUUAUGGGAAUGGUGGUGAAAGCACUGGUUACAGUUAUCAAGGUGGAGGUAUGCCAUGGAGUCGCACCUGUUAAUUGGCUUCUCGAGUGGGGUGCUCAUUCAUCAGUUAUCCCACCUUGGAAUCUGGUAUGAAGCUUGGUUUGUAUAAGAUUGUGUUUUUCUGUGAUCAUAGCUGUUGGAACAGGUUUUGUUCAGCUUGGGGAGGUUUUGAUCCGAGGUGUUGAGGAUGAGGAUCCACAGAGAGCUUCGGGUUGGAUUUGAUGUCCUGUAGAUUCUUGUCAAAGAAAAUAGACCCUCUGACGCCCAGGUCAGUAACUUCAUGUGAGCUCGGGUCGAAAAGUAAUGCAACAUGUGAAUGUGGGAAUCCGAGUGUGACACUUUGAGGGAAGUUAGUUGUCUUACUGAUUUAGGAGGAGUAUUUAUCAGGAUGCUUGUGGGUGAGGAUAGUAUUAGUUGUAAUCAGAGGCGGGGUAAGAUGACAAACUGAAAUGAUUGGACAAGAGGAAUUAAUACGCCUGCGACAGCUUCAAGUCCACGCAAGCCAGGCGUCACCAUGCCUCCUUUAUUUAGACAACACUCUUUAACUCGUAUGCUUGUAAAUCAUGAUUACAACUAAAACUACACUCACCCACAAGCAUCCCUAUAAACAGCCCUCAUAAAUGAGAAAUAAAGGCAAGUAACUUCCAUCUCACUGUGUCUCUUAAUUCCUAAGAACAAUCAUGUACUAUACUAUCACUAACCAUGCACGUUUACUUGCAUUAUUUUUUGACUUGAGCUUCUAUACAUAUAUCAACUUGAGCGUCAAAGGGAUUUGGUAGGCAACAGUGUCACAUUUGAUACCUAUUUUUUUUUGACUGAAAUGUACUGAACAUCAAAUCCAAAGCGAAGCACUCUGUGGAUCUUCCACACCUCGGAUAGUGACCUCCGCGAGCUGAACGAAACCUGUUCCAACAAUAGCAAAGGUGAUCAGCAAAAAUGAUCUGCUGAUCACCUCAUUAAAGUUGCAGAAUUGCGGUGUUAGGAUUACUACUGCAAUUUCAUCGGUAGUUCACCUUCUGCACCGACUUUGAUUGGAAGCACAAUUUUUGGGGUCUGAUGGUGCUUAACUGUGGAGAGGGCGGAUGGGAUUCUGCCAUGGUUGAAGCUCAUCGUAUGAGGUGUUAUUGCUUUGGCUUAAUGUUGAGUGUACAAUUGUAGCGAUGUGGUGGUUUUUUUUUGUUUUAGUGAGCUUUUAGGCUGUGUAAUCAAUUAUUAAGUUCAUUAU